Molecule: messenger RNA, 1302 nt
Organism: Trypanosoma theileri
Lineage: Eukaryota; Euglenozoa; Kinetoplastea; Trypanosomatida; Trypanosomatidae
Product: putative CMP-sialic acid transporter
Exons: 1
Coding region: 1-1302 (433 amino acids)
Biological process (GO): pyrimidine nucleotide-sugar transmembrane transport
Cellular component (GO): Golgi membrane
Molecular function (GO): pyrimidine nucleotide-sugar transmembrane transporter activity
Source: RefSeq, a predicted model, not a curated record
AUGUUGGCGAUUAUGAGAAACACCUUCCAUGUGUUUUCCUGGAUUCGAUCGAUGUGCUCCAUCCAACUCUUUUUCCUUGCCCUACUGACACUGCAGAACUCCACGGCGGUGAUGUUAAUGAGUUACACCCAACAGCGGCAGGUGACGGACGCGUCGACGCGAUUUCAAGUCUCGCACGUUGUGAUGAUGCAGGAGGUGACGAAAGUGAUCGCCUCGCUCUUGUGGUGUGCGGUGGAUGUUUACUUGGCGGUCCGACUGCACGGCCGCCGGCUGGUGGAGAAGGCCGCGGAGGAAAUGACGGCGGUGGUGGUGCCUGUUCACAUUAACGAGGCGAGCAGUACGAAGCCGAUAGUAUAUGUGGAGGAGAUGCGGAGUAAAAGCGGAGAAACAGCAACAGCAACACCAAGAGGAGGAGGAUUAGAUGUAUCAUCUAUACAUGGGUCAUUUCCACAACCCAGUUCUGCAGAAUUGUGGUUGGAAUUCAAACGACAGUUUUUAGGGGAAUUAUUUAACCCAGGCGCACUGUGGAUGAUGGGACCAGCCGUCAUUUAUGCAAUUCAAAACUAUACACUUUUUGUUGCGUUGGGAAAUAUGGAACCCACAUUAUUUCAGGUAACGUAUCAGAGUAAGAUUCUUGUGAUGGCUGUAUUUAUGUGGAUCUUUCUUAACCGCAGUUUCUCACGACGACAGUGGAUGGCACUCACUCUUCUUGUGAUGGGUGUGGCAACGACGCAGAUUGGAAGUCAACGUGAAUCUUCAUCUAAGAAGGAAAAACCCGUUAUUCAGGGAAGUUAUCUUGUGGGAAUCGCUGCCACAACAACGGCUGUAUUUCUCUCUAGUACGGCGUCUGUACUCAUGGAGGCCAUCUUUAAGGGGAAAACAAGCGCUAUAGAUUCAUUCACUUCUACAAAAAAUGUGCACCUUUCAUUUUAUUCCGUUAUUUGUUUUCUCGUGGUGCAACUAAUAAAUGGAAAUAGCAAUAAUAGUAAUAAUAACACUAACAACGCCAUCGCAAAUGCUGAUGAUGAUCAACCGAUUGGUGCACUCACGCUAUUCUUGAAUGAUUAUUUUCACGGUUUUGAUUGGUUGGUGUGGCUGUUGGUUCUUGUGCAGGCUCUGGGUGGUCUGCUAGUGGCAGUUGUGAUUAAAUAUUCUGAUAAUAUUAUGAAAGCCUUCGCUACAGGAUGUGCUAUUGUACUGAGUGGAUUUUGUUCAGCCUAUAUAUAUUCAUUUAUGCCAAGUCAACUCUUUAUACUUGGCAAUAUUCUUUGCCUCACAUCCAUUGUAAUGUACAGUCGAUAA